CUCAAGUAAACUAAUAGUUCAACACCUGUGGCCGUGGAGUGCUGUGCUUCUUCCCCACAUUAAAGAUUUAGCAGAGCCUAGGCGUUUGAGCCCUGUGGACGAGGCUGAAGAUGUUCUGGCAGUUGUCGAGGACGAUGUUUGAAAAUCAGGGCUCGGUUCGAUGACCGCCACUGACCGGGGUAACACCCUGUCGGGCUUAGGUCUUGUCUUGGCCAGGGAGAACUGGGGGGUCCCUGCCACCACUGGUCUCUAGCUUCUGGGAAGUUCAAGGUCAUUCCUUUGGCCAUCCUUUGUCCAAGUGUUGGAAAGAGGCGAUUUCCACGGCGGCACGAUGUCCAGCACGCAUUCAAAAAAAUCCUUCAAGGCAUCGUUUGCUGCUGGUUCGUUGAGUGGAAUGUGUUCUACCCUCUUGUUUCAACCUCUUGACUUGGUCAAAACCAGACUACAAGUCCAGAAGCGACACACCCAUCGCCCAGCCUCUCCACUUGGCACAUCCUCCGCAUCAUCAUCAUCAACACCACCUUCAGCAGGCAGUAGCAGCGGCACGCUCAGUUCUCGUACGAACACUCUACACCGACCAGCCCCCACUGGGACAAUACGGGUCAUGUUGGACGUAGUUCGGAAUGAAAACAUCGGCGCUCUCUGGAAAGGAUUAACACCAUCGUUAACACGAACGGUUCCCGGAGUUGGGCUGUACUUUGGUGUGUUGCACACUCUUCAACAGUUUGUACUGUCUGGAGAUCAUGACCCCAGUCCGGGCUGUGCAGCUCUUUGUGCUGGAGCUGCACGCUCCGUGACCUGUGCUACUCUACUACCGUUCACUGUCGUCAAGACCCGGUUUCGAGUCGUCAAGAUGUAUGGAAUGACAGGAUAA
Molecule: messenger RNA, 874 nt
Organism: Sycon ciliatum
Lineage: Eukaryota; Metazoa; Porifera; Calcarea; Leucosolenida; Sycettidae
Product: mitochondrial glycine transporter-like
Exons: 5
Coding region: 332-874 (180 amino acids)
Biological process (GO): glycine import into mitochondrion
Cellular component (GO): mitochondrion
Molecular function (GO): glycine transmembrane transporter activity
Source: RefSeq, a predicted model, not a curated record